Molecule: messenger RNA, 952 nt
Organism: Ficedula albicollis (Collared flycatcher)
Lineage: Eukaryota; Metazoa; Chordata; Aves; Passeriformes; Muscicapidae
Product: U4/U6 small nuclear ribonucleoprotein Prp31-like
Biological process (GO): mRNA splicing, via spliceosome; spliceosomal tri-snRNP complex assembly
Cellular component (GO): U4/U6 x U5 tri-snRNP complex; U4 snRNP; precatalytic spliceosome
Source: RefSeq, a predicted model, not a curated record
AUGGGAACAAAAGGGCUUUUAAGAUAUGCCCCAUCUCCAUCAUUUUCACCGCUGUCCAAGCUGCCGGCCUGCAAUCUCCUCCUGCUGAGGGCCCAGCGCCGGACGCUGCCGGCCUUCUCCUUCACGCCCAUCCUGCCCCACACUGGCUCCAUCUACCGCAGCGACAUCGUCCAGCCCCUGCACGCUGGAGGCCAGGGGGGCAGCUUCCAUGAGAAGGAUGGGAAGGAGGGGUGUCAGCUGAAGGAGGAGGUGGAGAACAAGUUUGACAAGUGGCAGGAGCCCGCCCCAGCGAAGCCACUGCCAGCGCCGCUGGACAGGCAGAGGGACAGGAGGGGAGGCCGGCGGUACCAGAAGAUGAAGGAACGCUUGGGGCUGACGGAGAUCUACAAAUAGGCCAACAGGAUGAGCGUUGGGGAUAUUGAGGAGGACUGACGGAGAUCUACAAAUAGGCCAACAGGAUGUGCGUUGGGGAUAUUGAGGAGGACGGAGGAUGCCUACCAUGAGGACCUUGGGUUCAGCCUGGGCCAGCUGGGCAAGGCUGGCAGUCGCCACAUGCACCAGACUCAGGUCAACGAGGCCAUCAAGGCCCAGAUCAGCAAAACCCUGCAGAGGACCCUGCAGAAGCAGAGUGUCACCUACAGGGACAAAUCCAUGAUUCGGGAGCACAGCUCGGGCACAACCUUCAGCCACCUGCAGAGGUUCAAGAUUGUGAACUCGCAGGGACAGGAAGUGACUGAGGCCAACCAGAAAUAUUUUUCCAGUAUGGCCAAGUUCCUCAAGGUCAAGGGGGUCAAAAUCCUCUAAAAGCCCCCUUGAAUCCCCAAAUCCUACCUUGUGCCACCCUCUCCCCUUCCUUUUCCAUCAGAAUUUGGGUUUUGAGGAAGUUUUGGGGGGUCCUCAAGAUCAAGGAGGACAAAAACAGGUUCUCCACCCCCUGACUCCAUAGGGACCC